UCAGAGCAGAGGGGCCUGACCUGCUGCUGCUGCAGAGAGGGCCUUCCGGGAGUGAGAAAUGACACACCCGGAGGACAAGAGAGGCUCCGGUCCUCCAGCAGGUCCAGCAGGCGCUCCUCCAAGCGGAGCCUUGGAGGGCAAGGCCGGCACCAUUACCUCCAACGAGUGGAGCUCUCCCAACUCCCCUGAGGGGAGCAACGUCUCUGGGGGCAGUCAGGCAUUGGACAAGCCCAUCGACAACGAUGCGGAGGGUGUUUGGAGCCCAGACAUUGAGCGGUGCUUCCAGGAGGCCCUGGCCAUCUACCCACCCUGUGGCCGGCGCAAGAUCAUCCUGUCGGAUGAGGGCAAGAUGUACGGUCGGAAUGAGCUGAUUGCUCGUUACAUCAAGAUCCGGACCGGGAAGACCCGCACCAGGAAGCAGGUCUCCAGCCACAUCCAGGUGCUGGCUCGUCGCAAAGCCCGUGAGAUCCAGGCCAAGCUAAAGGAUCAGGCAGCUAAGGACAAGGCCCUGCAGAGCAUGGCUGCUAUGUCGUCCGCCCAGAUCAUCUCCGCCACAGCCUUCCACAGUAAAAUGGCCCUUGCCCGGGGCCCUGGCUGCCCAGCAGUCUCAGGGUUUUGGCAAGGAGCUUUGCCGGGCCAAGCCGGAACAUCCCACGAUGUGAAACCUUUCUCUCAGCAAACCUACACUGUCCAGCCUUCGCUGCCUCUGCCAGGGUUCGAGUCUCCUUCAGGAGCCGCCCCGUCGCCCUCAGCACCCCCAGCACCCCCAUGGCAGGGCCGCAGCGUGGCCAGCUCCAAGCUCUGGAUGCUGGAGUUCUCUGCCUUCCUGGAGCAGCAGCAAGACCCCGAUACGUACAACAAGCACCUGUUCGUACACAUUGGCCAGUCAAGCCCAAGCUACAGUGACCCCUACCUUGAAGCCGUGGACAUCCGCCAGAUCUAUGACAAGUUCCCAGAGAAAAAGGGUGGCCUCAAGGAGCUCUUUGAACGGGGACCUUCCAAUGCCUUUUUUCUCGUGAAGUUCUGGGCAGACCUCAACACCAAUAUGGAGGACGAAGGCAGCUCCUUCUACGGGGUCUCCAGCCAGUACGAGAGUCCCGAGAACAUGAUAAUCACCUGCUCCACCAAGGUCUGCUCGUUCGGCAAGCAGGUGGUGGAGAAAGUGGAGGUAGGAGUACCCUGUGCACUUGUGAAACAGACCUUUAAACUGUUUCACACAGAGUACGCCCGCUACGAAAACGGCCACUACUCCUACCGCAUCCACCGGUCCCCGCUCUGUGAGUACAUGAUCAACUUCAUCCACAAGCUGAAGCACCUGCCCGAGAAGUACAUGAUGAACAGCGUGCUGGAGAACUUCACCAUCCUGCAGGUGGUCACCAACAGAGACACACAGGAGACUCUGCUGUGCAUUGCAUAUGUCUUCGAGGUGUCAGCCAGCGAACACGGGGCUCAACACCACAUCUACCGGCUGGUGAAAGAAUAAGAGACUCGGGGAGCAGGGAUGGGGGAAGAGAUGUGUGUGUGUGUCAACUGGACUUCAGGGAUGGGAGUGAGCAGGGAGUGGGUGAUUCAGGGAAGGGGCCCAGUGGUGAGGGGCUGCCCGUUCGUGGAUGGGCCAUGUUUGGAUACACAAGCAGGAGGAAGGCUGGCCCUCCUUCUGGGUGGGUUACCUAGUCUCCCUCUGUCCUCCACAGACCAGAACCCCUCUCUAUUAAAAAGCUGUAACAAGCACACGGACUACUGCUAGACCUCAUACUGAGUCGCUUAACACUACUGUGCAGGGGGCCGAGGUGGGGCGUGGGGUCCCCAAGUCCCUGGCUCGGGCUGGCAUGUUCCCGCCUGUCUGUGAGGGAUUGUGUUUGUGUAAGGCUGUCCGCCCUGCCCCCAGUCACCAGCACAGUCUUGCCCUCUCCCCUCUGCCCUUCCCUUUUCCUGGGGCUGUUUGGAUAAGGGAGCUCAUGAUGUCUGCCCUGCUAGCUGACUGGGAACCUCCAGACAAAUGCUCACGGAGGAUGUGUGAGCAGCCUGUUGGCCGUGGGACAGACGCACAGGUGGGGGGGGGGCGGGUCUUUUUGUAUCAUGAGUGGGAAGGCGUCUGCAGAUGUUGCUGGGCCAAGUGCUGGCUGUGAGUUUUCCCUUUUCCUUAGGAACUGACCUCAGUAACCUAAUGGAGAUUCACCUACUUAUAGCCGCUGUGGGGAACAGAUGAGCUGUAGAGUCCGUCCCACUGUUGGAGGGCAGACUGCGACCCUCGGGGCAGAUAGGAGACCCGACCCAGCCCCCCUUCUGCAGCCUCACUGACAUGCCCUGGGUGCUCUGAAUCACUCAUCCUUCCCAGCAUGCCUCUGCCUCUUGGCCGUGGCCUCUGCCCCCACUGGAGAAUGGUUAUUUAUGCUUCAGGAACCAGCAUCACCUCUUCGCAUGCAGAAGGGUUUGCCACUCCUCUUGUGUGGCCAAAGCAUUCCAGUCCUGACCCGUUAGAGCACCUGCUAUAUACAUGUACUUCUGUCAUCUCUGCUAACCCUCACCCCACAGGUACUGUGCUGUCCCCGUUUUGAAGGUGAGGAAGGGGGCACAGAAUGAGCACUAACGUUCUGGCAGUAUUCAUACAUUUAUUCACACGUGUGGCACAUAUUUAUUUAAAUUCUGCGCUGUGCCAGGCCCUGGGAAUGUGUUGGUGACCAAGACAGACGAGGUCCUUGGGGAACUCGCACUUUACUGAGGAAGAAAAAGUGAGCAAGGAAACCAGAUGUGAACGGAUACAGGCUGUGGGAGGAGUGUGCUGAGGGUGGGGCACUGGGGAGCCUCAUGCCUGAGGAGGGCCAGGGCAGGACAGUGACUGGUGUGUUCCAGGCCAGAGACGACAGUGUGUCGGGGUACAGAGGGGGAGACGCAGGGCUGAGGUUCAGAGGCUGCAGCCAGCCGUCCAGGUGGGGGCUCGCUCCUCCGCUGGGCAAACCCCCUCACUCGGUAAGGACUUGGGGUUUUACUCCAUGGGAAGGGGGUCUUGGAAAUGUUUUAAGCAAAGGAAUGAGUCUUUUUUAUCUGAAUUUUAGAAAGCAGCACUGGAGCUGCCUGGACUACUGAGAAGCACAUGUAAUUGUCUGCUUCUGAGUCUGUCUCCUCCUAGACGCAGCUUCUGUGGGUGGAGGCCAUAGCCUUCCUGGUCUGUUACUUCCUGUAGACCAGGCACCGCUUCUGGAGCCAACUGGGGCCUGAAUGACCACACGUGUACAGGCCGUGGGAUCCAUGCCAUUGGGGCCAGGGAGGUGUGCAGGCUUCCUGAGGCCUCUUGGGUAGAGCCUUGCCCUCCUAUUACAAUUUAUAGCGAGCAGGCACUGCCAUGGAGAUGGGGAUGUGGAAAUACUGCCUGUCUGGUGGGGUCUGAUGAUGACAGAGCAGCCUGUGACCCAGUGGCCACCAAAGAGCUCCUAUAGAGUAGGAUGAUCUAACAAGAGAUACAUGCCUUUAAGGUGCGUGUACACAAGUGUGUUGUGUGCGUGCGGAUGUGUGGACACAGGCUCUGCCCUUUCAGGACUGAAGCCAGGGGAGAGAGGAACAAGGGGCUGCCAUGGUGUGGCCUGGCCCAGGCCUCCUACAUACUUUGUACAUCUGCUCCCUGUCCCUGGUUGUGGGGUUCAGAGGACAGUGGGCAGGGUGGUGAUAGGGCCAGAAGUAGGAGGGCUGGCACCUCUUGUAAGCAAGUGUGAUGGCAGUGGGUAGCUCUGACAACUGGCGGGGCUGGGCCUGGAGUGGGCCACACCUCACAGAGGAGGAACGUGAGGCCAAGCAGCGAUGUGUUUGGUUUUACCCAGUGGCCAUUUGUGUUUGGGCUCUUAUUCCAUUAUCUUUUACGUCAGUUCCAAGAUGAAAACAAAAAGCUUUUUGCCAGUUAAUUCUAUACAAGUUGUUUUUAAAACCUUAAACCCUGGAGCCAGGCUCGUCUGAAGCAGAAUUGCCUUCUUACAGCCGUAUGAUCUGGUGCAGAUGACUAACUUCUCGGAGUCUUCAUAACCGCAUUUGUAAACGCGAGUUAAAGGGCUUUGACUUGAGCGGCUGCUGGGAGGAAGAGCGCCCGCACCCUGAGUCCCAGUGAGCGCUGAGAAGGCUAUCAAGGUAGAGGUUUCAGCCUUUUCCAGCUUGAACACCAUGAGUGAGUUACUAAAACUCCACGGCACACCAAAAGUAUAUUUUUUGCUGAUCUGACAAAAAAAGAAUAGGUAUAAUUUUGGUUCAUUCACACCGGAUAGCUAUUGUGUUGCCUGUUGUCAUUUUUUUAUUUGACAACCUAAAGGAAAGGCGGUCAGCGCUCCUGACUUAAUAUAAUAGUCAGGUGUUGCAUGAUUAUUGCAGCACAUGGUUGAAAAUCACUGACUUGGGGGUAUAAAAAUUUCACCUAACUAUUCAUACAUACACACACACACACACACACACACACAUUUCACCUAACUGCUCCACACACACACACACACAAACACACAUUUCACCUAACUGCUCUCCACACAUACACACAAAACACUUCACCUAACUGCUCUACACAAACAUACCUCACCUAACUGCUCUACACACACACACACACACAUACCUCACUUAUUUUUAGAGAACAAAACAAGCUGUAUGCAAAAUGGGGCAAAACAGGCAGGGAGGAGGCCUCAAGGCUAAGAGCCGGCCCCAGGGCCCCAGUGAAGGGUCUUAAGGGGAGGACAGAACAAAUGUUGGCUAAGUCACUGAGUAGGAAACUGUCUGGAAUUUGUUUGCUUCCUCAGAAAGGAUGGGGAAAGGGUCAAGUGCCUUUGUAGGCGGCUGGAGACCAGUUGUUGGAAAUGGCUAAGGGUCUUUUUAAGCUCAAGGAUGUCUAAUAUUCAACUAAGUUUUUGUAUUUUUGCUAUGAAAACCCCCUUUGUCUCUCCACAUCUUCAGUAAAGUCUACCAUGUACACAAA
Molecule: messenger RNA, 4942 nt
Organism: Pipistrellus kuhlii (Kuhl's pipistrelle)
Lineage: Eukaryota; Metazoa; Chordata; Mammalia; Chiroptera; Vespertilionidae
Gene: TEAD4
Product: TEA domain transcription factor 4
Exons: 13
Coding region: 59-1483 (474 amino acids)
Biological process (GO): regulation of transcription by RNA polymerase II; DNA-templated transcription; embryonic organ development
Cellular component (GO): transcription regulator complex
Molecular function (GO): RNA polymerase II cis-regulatory region sequence-specific DNA binding; DNA-binding transcription factor activity, RNA polymerase II-specific
Source: RefSeq, a predicted model, not a curated record